ACCGCGACUGGAAACCGCGACUUUUGGUUGAAAAAAGUGAUGGGCAACUUCAGCUGAUCUACCUUUCUCUGACAGACGACACAUUAUAAAAACCUUGAUAUAAUUCAUGUAUAAAGUCACAUUGUAAUAAGAUAAGUAGCGAACUUUGGAGGAUGGACAGUGAAUUUCAACGAGAUGGAAGGGUCCUAGACCUCACCGAUGAUGCUUGGAGAGAAGACCGAUUGCCGUACGAAGAUGUCACUAUCCCUCUGAGUGAACUGCCCGAGGCUGAACAGGAUAAUGGCGGAUCAACAGAGUCUGUGAAAGAACAAGAGAUGAAAUGGACGGACCUGGCCCUUCAAAGCCUACACGAAAACACCCACAACACUGGAACGUAAACGGACUAUGUGUCACUUCUUGUCUGGUCUCUAUAGCAUGCCACCUACAGACAUGCUCUUUACACUGGGUUACCAGAAAUGUCAAUAAGUCAUUUAUUGUAUCCUUGAAAGCACAUUAAAUAAAUCAAAUGUCAACACCACAAA
Messenger RNA from Gadus morhua (Atlantic cod), 521 nucleotides. It is a transcript of the gene anapc13, whose product is annotated as anaphase promoting complex subunit 13. NCBI's taxonomy places the organism in Eukaryota, Metazoa, Chordata, Actinopteri, Gadiformes, Gadidae. Gene Ontology annotation, cellular component: anaphase-promoting complex. The coding region runs from base 153 to 377 and encodes 74 amino acids. Gene Ontology annotation, biological process: protein K11-linked ubiquitination. The record is from RefSeq and is a predicted model, not a curated record. The transcript is spliced from 2 exons.